This is a messenger RNA of Eremomyces bilateralis CBS 781.70, 830 nucleotides long. RefSeq lists its product as uncharacterized. Bases 243 to 740 code for a protein of 165 amino acids. The record is from RefSeq and is a predicted model, not a curated record. Lineage: Eukaryota; Fungi; Ascomycota; Dothideomycetes; Eremomycetales; Eremomycetaceae. The transcript has 3 exons.
CAUUUCCCUUAUGAUAAUAUGAUGACAGAUGCGAGCCAUUUAUAUCGAACUCGGUCGUGAAUUGUGAAUCGAUGUGACGCUAAACCCAAUCGGUAACCCUUGUAUCCGUACAUCGCAUCUCAAUCUUCAUCAUUCCAUUCUCUAGCUUUGGAUUCUGCGACAGUACAGGUAUUCUUUCCACGCCUCUCACUAAUAUCCAACGGAAAGCUGCCAGCAGCAUACAGAUUACCUUCACCUCAAUAAUGGCGACCCCAACGACCGACCCAAAGCUCAUGUCCUCGCGACUCAUGAACAUGAAGUUCAUGCAACGCGCCACCGGCACCCCCCCUUCCACCCCCGCCGAACCCCCCAGCAAACGCCAACGCCUAUCCACCUGCCCCACUCCAUCCACGCCCUCCUCCACCUACGCCCUUCCUCCCUCCGCCUCCCGCGACCAGUUCCUCGAGCACCAAGCACAGUUCUCGGGCGAGACGCAGUGGGUGCUGAGCGUGGCGCCGCGAGAGGGCGGGGAGAGCGGAGGAGAAGGGGGGAUGAAGGUAAGGAAGGUGGGGUUUGCAGCGAUUGAUGGGGAGGAUGGGGGGGAGGGGAGGGAGGAGGAUGAGGAGGGGGAAGAGGGUGAAGUGGGUGAGGGGGAAGGGGUACGGACGGGGAGGAAGAAAGUGGCGGUGGGAAGGAGGACGUAUGGGAAUUUUCAGCGGAAGAAGGAGGAAAAGGUAUGUGGACACCCUAUUCUUCGUUGAAGGUCAUAUGACGAUGGAUCUUCCAUACGACCUUGCCAAAACCAGAAUACCACGCCCCCGACGACGACCUAUCCUCCGACACCGACUCCA